UGAGCGGGUAAAGGACAAAAAAGACAUUUUACAACAUUUCUUUUUUCUCUCUAAUCUCUUCAUAUCUGUCGCAGUCUAUAUAUACAGACUUGAUUUCAUAAAGAGAAAAAAGUCACCUACUACCCGUGUAGUGGAUUUUUCCGUCUCUUUCUCUGUCCUUGCUUUUGCUUUUUCACUUAAUUAGGUUCUUCUUUGAAGAAAGGUUUUAUUGUAUGGCCGCCAAUUCGAAGAGUACUCAAGGGAUCGCCAGCUUGGGAAAGCGAGUUAUCUCUCAGAUCUGGACCGCCAACUCGGCUCGCGCUGCUUCUGUUUCCACUGCCAGGAGGACAGCACACACGUCAACAUACGACAGGAACUUUGAUGAUCAGGUUGCUGCGAGUGUGGUCCCGGACGAUGUGAUCCAGCCCCUAUCUGAUAAGUACUGGGCACCUCACCCACAAACUGGUGUUUUUGGGCCUGCCACCGAGCAAAACUCGGCGGCAGGCAAAGAUCGCAUCUCCAACACUGGUGAGAGCUCGGUGUUGGAAGAAACGGCUUGGUUCCGCCCCACCAGUCUGGAGGACCCCGAGAAGCCUAACCAAGCUUGAGAAAAGCACAAGUGUGUGCUCCCUAGUUUAUGGUAUUGCUAAUAAAUAAAUGGUCUAUUGUUGUAAUAAUAUAAUAUAAGCUGCUGGAUUCGAACUAGUUUUAUAUGCGCAGUUGCAAACUUAUACGAUGAGUUGCAACUUGAGUGAUGUACGGAUGCUUUAUUUUAUAAACUACUUGUUUGUGAUAUUGGCUUUUUCUA
Jatropha curcas is the source of this 787-nucleotide messenger RNA. Its product is annotated as late embryogenesis abundant protein At5g17165. NCBI's taxonomy places the organism in Eukaryota, Viridiplantae, Streptophyta, Magnoliopsida, Malpighiales, Euphorbiaceae. The record is from RefSeq and is a predicted model, not a curated record.